Messenger RNA from Gryllus bimaculatus (two-spotted cricket), 2605 nucleotides. NCBI's taxonomy places the organism in Eukaryota, Metazoa, Arthropoda, Insecta, Orthoptera, Gryllidae. The record is from the annotation of a GenBank genome assembly.
UUUGGGUCGAUUGGGGUGGGGUGUUCAUAUUGUCCAUUGAGGUGUUACCAAAGCUGAAAUUGAGGGUGAAAUAUUUUUCACUUUGCAUAGAGUCAGGACAGACAAUCAAAUGUCCCUCUACUUUGUUCCAUGAUUAGAAGUAUCUCUAGACCGGAUGCUGUUUAAUGUGUCAUAGUCAGCUGAUGUCAAGGUUAUGGACUGAGGUUGUGCAUCUUAGCGUUAGGAAGGAAAUGCGUAAAAUGUUCAUUUUUGAGUAACGUUCGCUCUUUUGGUGAAGAUAUAUUCUAAAAUGGUAGAGCCAAUUUUUGACUAUCAAUUUCGAUUAAUUUUAAUCGGCGACAGCACUGUUGGGAAAAGUUCUCUGUUGAAAUAUUUCACCGAUGGAAAGUUCGCUGAGCUUUCAGACCCCACAGUUGGUGUUGACUUUUUUGCACGUUUGAUUGAAGUAAAAGAUGGAACUCGCAUUAAAUUGCAGCUUUGGGAUACAGCAGGUCAAGAACGAUUUCGGUCCAUAACAAAAUCCUAUUACAGAAAUUCCGUUGGUGCUCUACUUGUGUAUGAUAUAUGUAAUAGAUCAAGUUUUGAACAUAUACCCUUAUGGAUGAUGGAAGCAAGACGUCAUAUUGAACCUCAUCGCCCAGUUUUUGCUCUGGUGGGGUGUAAACUGGACCUUGUUUCAUCAGGUGGUCAUAGGGAAGUUCCCAGGGAAGAAGCUGCAGCAUUUGCAUAUCAACAUGGCUUGCAUCAUGUGGAAACAUCUGCACGAACUGGAGUAAAUGUGGAGGAAGCUUUUCGUAUUGUAACCCAAGAAGUUUACAAUAGAAUACAGUCCGGUGAAUACAAGGUUGAAGAUGGUUGGGAUGGAAUCAAAACAGGAUUUCAGCGCCCAAGUGGUUAUGACUUCAAUUUAGUUGAAGCUGAACCAGCAAAGUCUACUUGUUGUUAAACAUUAGGAUUGUUAAUUUUUCUGUUAUAUUGUGUUAUAGAUUUGUAACUUUUAAAUCUGUAUUCUAAAUAUUCUUUUAAGUUAUUGAACUUUUUAGUACGUUUCUAGGCUGUUUGAACAUCUAUGUACUCCCAGUAUUUUUUUAAAAUUAACUUUAAAUCAUUGAAUUUUGUACAAUUUGAGAGUCUUUCAAAAAUCAAAAUGUUGUAUUAUGUCUCUGACAAUUCAUGAACUACCUGAAAAUUUAAACAAGGAUCUUUAAAAAAUUUAAAUCCUCCAUUUAUGUGUAUUAAGAACUAUUUUAUGGUAAAAGAGUGUAAAAAGUCUUUCUUGAUAAGGAUAGUGCAUCUAUUUACAAAAAUGAAAGAUCCAAUUUUGAGAUGUAUGAUAUUAUUGUAGAUUAGUGUACGAAUUAGAACAUCAGAGUGGAUAAUUAUAAUAUAUUGUAUUAUACUUUUACUAUGAUAAGUUAUAUUAAUAGAUUAAUGUUCUCUUUUGAAUUUUUUUAUGUUUACAAGCAUUUAUUUUGGUUUCUAUAAAGUGUAAUUAAUUGAUGUCAGGACUUCAAAUCCCCUUCGCAGAAAGAUUUUAUUGAAAAAUAGUCUAUAUACAUUUUCUUUGAUUUGAGACUGAAUUAAAUGCAAUGGUUGUAAUUACAAGUAAUCAAUAACUUAAGCUGUAGAAUAUGGAUUAUAUUCUUGAAAGUUGGAACAUUUAACAAGUUUAUGCUCAACACGGUAUUCUGAACACUAUACUUUUGUUCAUUUUUAUUUAUUUUUUUUCCCCUUCCCAGUCAUGUUACCUAUAUUCAGCAUUUGCAUCAUUGUAUGCAGUCCUACACAACAAAAAUUAAUGGAACAUCAGUGAACAUUUAUUGGGACACGUGUUUAAAGUUACCCACAGUUCAUAUUUUCAAGUCUUGAAUCAUUUUUGGGUUCAAUUUACUAUUAACAAAACACAUCAAAUUAAUAUGAAAUGAGUUUUGACCUUCUGAACUUCGCUUUGGAAUGUAUGUAAAGGGUGAUGAAUUUUUUAGAAUACUCCAUUGGUAAUAGACUGCAAAGUCACUUUUGAUGUGCACUAUUGAUGUUACAUAGCCAUUAUUUCAACCGGUGUAUUUGGAACAUGUAAUUUUUGCGAUUGUUUAGUUGCAAGGACAAUAUUAACAAGACUAAUGUCUAGCUGUAAUGGAACUUGGGUUCAUUUUUUGAAAAUAAAAUUGCAUUUUGUCAUAAAUACUAUUGAACUAGUUUCCAGAAUUAUUUAUGAACAUAGGCCUACAAAAUGUAUUUUUUUUCUUCUUUGGUACAGCUCUCAAAUUGGAAACCUUUAAUUUGAAAUAUUAAUAUAGUGGAUUACCUAAAUAUUUUUCAUUGAUGGAAUUGAUUUGGCUAAUGCUAAGAGUAUGUGAUGUGAUUUUGCGUGUGCAUAUAUGCUGAAAUUUAUAUGAAAAAAUUGUUUGUGCACCAUUGUAAAUAAAUUUUGUGUGAACACCUUUAUACUAUUUGUAGAACACAGAAUUAUUUGAUUAUUAUUAUUAUUAUUAUUAAUAUUAAUAAUAAUUAUGAAAAUGUGAGAUAUCAGUUGGUAUAAUCAUAUUUAUUUUUGUGUCGUAUUUGGUAGACUAAAUAUGAUAAACUUGGUGAAAUGAAAUAAAAU